Messenger RNA from Fomitiporia mediterranea MF3/22, 1479 nucleotides. RefSeq lists its product as uncharacterized. Gene Ontology annotation, molecular function: phosphatidylinositol binding; ubiquitin binding. Gene Ontology annotation, cellular component: actin cortical patch. Gene Ontology annotation, biological process: endocytosis; actin filament organization; actin cortical patch localization. Bases 1 to 1479 code for a protein of 492 amino acids. The transcript has 10 exons. The record is from RefSeq and is a predicted model, not a curated record. Lineage: Eukaryota; Fungi; Basidiomycota; Agaricomycetes; Hymenochaetales; Hymenochaetaceae.
AUGGCCGCUCUAAGUCUCACCAAACAAGCCCUUUCUGUCCUCGGGCGCGAGAAACCCCACUCGUCAAUCACAGAUCUCGUCGAGAUAUUGACUUCGCCAAACUAUGAGGAUGAGGCAUAUGAUGGCAUUCCUGAACUGGUGGAGUCCAUCAAUCUGCAGCCAACUGGACCUGCCGAAGCAUCGCGCGCUAUCCGGAAGAAGCUGAAGCACGGUGAUUCGCACAGACAAUACAGAGCUCUAGUUCUAUUGAAAGCGACCGUAGAGAACGGUGGUCAGAGGUUCCAAACAACCUUCGCGGAUGGUCAACUCACGGAUGCUAUCAAAAACCUCGUGGCUGACCCCGGUACGGAUCCAAAGGUCAAGCGGAAACUGAUCAGCGUGCUCGGGUCGUGGCACAGACAAUUUGAAGGGACUCCGAGCAUGUCCCUAGUUGCCAACCUCUACAAAUCUGUUCCGCAUGCUGCUCCGGCUAAGGCAACGAUGUACCUUGGAGUGCCUGUUGAGAGCGACUACGAGAGGCGUAAACGUGAAGAACGUGAAGCCAAGGAGGAAGCGAAAAGAAAGGCAAAGGAGGAGAAACGAAGGAAAGAAGAGGAAGCUCGGCAACGAAAGAGGAGACAACGUGAACCUUUUGUUUUCGAGAAGGAAAAGCCGCAGAUUCUUCAAGCCAUCGCGGAGACCUCUCAAGCAUCAAACAACCUGGUCAACGCCUUGACACUUGUGAAUACGGAGCACGAAAGUGUGCAAGAUAACGCAAAAGUGCAGGAAUGCCUUGAGAUGGCUAAAUUAGCCCGGAAACGAGUCGUUCGGUACAUUCAGCUUGUCGAAAAUGAAGAGCUUAUUGGAACGUUGCUCGAGACUAACGAACGAGUAAUCGCCGCUCUACAAAUGUAUGAUAAGCUAAUAAAGCCAGUUAUGACCGAGCAAGACGUAGAGGAAAUGCAGCAGCAUAUGGCGGCUGCGAAGAUAACGGACGCUGGAGAGCUGAGCAAGUUGCAAGACAAACAGCGUGCGGCUAUCGCUCGGCAAGUUAAUCGUGAUAGAGAGCGGGAACGUAGUGGUGCAGCGUACGAAUCACCUCCUAGUUCUGCUGGCCUCCAUCCGGAUUUACAGGAACUGAGCUUCGGCGGUAUAGAUACACAUGCGGACUUGCCACCACCUAUACGGCCAGAUGCACACGGUUCAGAUGAUGAAGACUUCGAUGCGCGAGGCUCGCUCUCUGAUUUCAGCGACUACGACUCCUCCAACGAAGAAACACACAGACGCGCUGCCACAGCGCCCUCUUCGAAACAAAUAACAGGCACUUCUUACAGAGCAUCAUCGUCCAGGCACUAUCCCACAGGCUCUGAUGUCGAAACUGAUGUGCGAGAGGAUCCACGUCAAGGAUUGACACAAGAAGACCCGUUUGCGGAUCCGUUCGGAGACCAGCAGGAGGUACCAACACCCGGAAUAACACAUAGAAAACAGAUGGACUGGUAG